AUGGCUGACAAUGUUGAGAACAGACAACAACAACAACAACAACUGGCUAAUCAAGUCGAUGGUGGUCAACAACAACCACCGGAAGCUCAGGCAAACGACAACAAUGAGGACAAUCAGCAACAGCAACAACAGGCCAUUCCCGUCGAUCAUCAGCAGCAGCAACAACAACAGCCACUGGAUCCGGAGGUUGCCAUUAAUAUUGUCGAAAGAUUUAAUCCAGAAGUCGGCGAUUUUGUACCAAUAAGACCCGAUGAACCCAUGAUCGGACUGUUACCCAUGAACAGAGGUCCGCGACGCAGACAGUUGACACGCGGCGCAGUCAGACAUCUGAUGGCCAAAGCCAGACGAUUGGAGCGCAAGUCUCGCCGUUUCGAUCGCGAGGCCGACCGGUUUAUUCGUCGUCAGCGACACUUACAGCGGUUGGCCGAUGUUGCCAGCAAUCAGGCAGACGUUCGCCGCCGGCGGUCUCAUAGAUAUCAUUUACGGGCGGCAAGAAUCAGGGAUAGAGUGAUGAGAUAG
Messenger RNA from Oppia nitens, 519 nucleotides. RefSeq lists its product as uncharacterized. The coding region runs from base 1 to 519 and encodes 172 amino acids. The transcript has a single exon. NCBI's taxonomy places the organism in Eukaryota, Metazoa, Arthropoda, Arachnida, Sarcoptiformes, Oppiidae. The record is from RefSeq and is a predicted model, not a curated record.